Molecule: messenger RNA, 3260 nt
Organism: Teleopsis dalmanni
Lineage: Eukaryota; Metazoa; Arthropoda; Insecta; Diptera; Diopsidae
Gene: Smox
Product: mothers against decapentaplegic homolog 3
Exons: 2
Coding region: 599-2008 (469 amino acids)
Biological process (GO): cell differentiation; transforming growth factor beta receptor signaling pathway; anatomical structure morphogenesis
Cellular component (GO): heteromeric SMAD protein complex
Molecular function (GO): RNA polymerase II cis-regulatory region sequence-specific DNA binding; DNA-binding transcription factor activity, RNA polymerase II-specific; I-SMAD binding
Source: RefSeq, a predicted model, not a curated record
AAUUAUAAUUUUUUGUUGAAUCCGUACAGAGGCAGAGUUUUUUUUUCAUUUAAUUUUUCAUUUUCUACUAUUUGGGAAACUUGAAAUUAAUUUUAAUGUUUCGAAACUAAUAAAUAAUAUAAAGGUUGAAUAUAUGCUCCUAAAUAUUAAUAAGAUAAAUUGAAAUUUUUGCGGUAAAUACAACGAUAAAAUUGCAAAUAAUUUGGUAUCAAAUCAGUAGACUGAAAAGAAUUGAAUAUUCUUUGAAAGUAGUUGGGUACGAGGCAGUGAAGUGCGGCAUACAAUUACAGUAUACGGAAAAGGCGCAGACAAAAAGCAUAAAAGAGAAAAAACGCAAACUAAAAAAGGAAGGAGGCGAGAAAAGUAUCCAUAGAAGACAUUAAGUGGGAAAGGUCAGCAGACAGACGACCGCCAGACAAAAGCGAUUAAGAAAAGCGAUAAUUAAGAUAAUUUGAAAGUCAGAGAGCAGGGGAUUAAUAGAGGAUUAAUAUCUUUAAAGUAUUUGAAGUGUUAUUGGAUUUAUCACAUCGCUCUCACAAAACAAUAAAAAGUGAAAGUCCACGAUUUUAAAUCGUGAACAGUUUCUGUUCAACGUGAAAUGUUGUCAUUUGCACCUCCAGUAGUUAAACGUUUAUUAGCACUUAAAACAGGUAACGAAGAUACGAUUGAAGGCAAGUGGUCAGAGAAAGCAGUAAAAAAUCUUGUUAAAAAAGUCAAAAAAAACUCUUCACUUGAGGAACUUGAACGUGCGAUAUCAACACAAAAUUGUAAUACACGUUGUGUAACAGUACCGCGCAGUAAACCCGGUGCUACCGGCGAAAGUCUACGCAAGGGUUUGCCGCAUGUUAUAUACUGUCGUUUAUGGCGUUGGCCUGAUUUACAAUCGCAAAAUGAAUUGAAAUCGCUUGAUCAUUGUGAAUUUGGAUUUCAUUUGCGUAAAGACGAAAUUUGUAUUAAUCCAUAUCAUUAUAAAAAAAUUGAAUUCUCAAUACUUGUACCGAAAUCAUUGCCAACGCCACCAGACUCAAUUGUUGAUUAUCCACUUGAUAACCAUACACAUCAAAUACCAAAUAAUACAGAAUAUAAUGCUGCUACUAUACGUAGUGCAUCAUUAAGUCCGCCACAAUAUAUGGAGCUAUCUGCCCAUCAUCAACAACAGCAUUCGCCUUUACUUGUUGGCAUGAGUGCCGCUCAACAGCAACAAAUGGCAACUAGUGCAAAUGUUUCACAAGGAGCCUGUAAUAUGGAUUCACAAUCAAGUGUACUUAGUGUUGGCAGUAGUAUUCCAAACACAGGUACACCACCCCCUGGUUAUAUGAGUGAAGAUGGUGAUCCCACUUCAGAUCCUAAUGAUAAUAUGAAUAUGUCGCGCUUAACCCCUCCAGCUGAUGCUGCACCUGUUAUGUAUCAUGAGCCAGCAUUUUGGUGUUCUAUAUCAUACUAUGAACUUAACACGCGCGUUGGAGAAACAUUCCACGCAUCUCAACCGUCAAUUACUGUUGAUGGCUUCACUGAUCCUUCAAAUUCGGAGCGUUUCUGUUUAGGUUUACUUUCAAAUGUUAAUCGCAAUGAAGUUGUUGAACAAACUAGACGUCACAUUGGUAAAGGUGUACGCCUUUAUUACAUUGGUGGUGAAGUAUUUGCCGAAUGCCUAAGUGAUUCAUCUAUUUUUGUACAAAGUCCUAACUGCAAUCAGCGUUAUGGUUGGCAUCCAGCAACUGUUUGCAAAAUACCACCAGGUUGUAAUUUAAAAAUAUUUAACAAUCAAGAGUUUGCCGCAUUACUCUCACAAUCAGUGUCGCAGGGUUUCGAGGCUGUAUACCAAUUAACGCGAAUGUGUACGAUACGUAUGUCAUUUGUUAAAGGAUGGGGUGCGGAGUAUCGGCGCCAAACAGUAACAUCUACUCCGUGUUGGAUUGAACUACACUUAAAUGGACCAUUACAGUGGUUAGAUCGUGUGUUAACACAAAUGGGAUCACCGCGUUUGCCAUGCAGUUCAAUGUCAUAAAGUCUAUAAUUUUAAUAUUUUAAGUGCGGUAAACCCAAAAAACAAAAACAAAAAACAAAUUCUUUAAUAAUAAAAGUUUUCUUAAUAUUAAGCAUGUAUUUAUAGAAUUAAAAUGGCACAAAUGAAAAAUGUUUAUAUAAUGUGCUCAUAUUAUUGAUACACCAUUCAUCUCACCAUAUCUAGUAUAAGUAGUAUAUCUUUUUUUACACUCUGUUUUAUGUAUUCUGUAAAGUAUCUGAAGAGAUUAACUUCAAACAAUUAGAUGCCCAAAACAAGCAUAAAAUGCUCAAAAUUUUCAAUAACUUAUUCUAUGGGUGUUUCUAAUGAAUCAUCUACAAACAAAUUAGAGAAACAUUGCAAUGUUUUACUAAAAAAGACAAAAAAUUAAUAAUAUACGUGACUGUACCGAAAUUUUAAUACCGUUCACACAAAUAAGCUAUAUACAUAUAUAUAUUUUUUUUUUCGUAACAUACUCACCAUUUAUAAUGGUUUUAGUGAAUCAUAUAUGCACAAUAGAUCUAUUCUGGUCGCAGUGCAUUCUAACCUCUAAUAAUUAUAAUGGUGAAUCAUACCUAUUAUUCAGAAUUUUAUUAUGUGUCCAAGAUGCAUUUUAUUUCCAUAUUUAAUUCCAUAUGAAUACACAGCUCAAUUCGUCUUUUCGGAGGUGCGAGUAUAUAUAAUUUAUAUUUUCCAGUUUUCUUCACUGUGUUAAAAACAUCUUGACAAACUUAUACAUCUUCCUGAAAAGUUUUUCCAUUAUUUUGAAUAUGGAACAUUGCGAUUUUCCGAAAUGUUUGAAAUUUCUAAGGGCAAUAAUUUGUAUUGUAUUGGAAAUCCAUAUGUUUUAAGUUAUCUCUAAUAUAUAAUACAUAUUCCUAAUUGACAUAAUAUUAAGAAAGUCUACAAAACUAAAUACUAACCAUUAGAAACGUUUUAAUGAAGUGCUGAAAAAAAACGAUUCAGACUUAAUGUACAAAGUAAUAUCCCAGUGUUUUUUUUUUAACAAGUUCCUUUUUUUAUAAUAAAAAAUAUGAAUAAGUGAAUAUUGUAUUAAAAAGAAUAAAAUGGUAGUUGUAGCUAAAUACUUAGUCUUGCUUUUGCUUAAAUUUCUAAAAAUAUACCAUUAUCUUCCCAUAAUAAUAGUGAUUGAUAUAUCAGCCUCCAAAAUUCCAAAUAGAUAUAAUCUAAUUCAGAAAUUCUGUAACACAAUUUUCAUAUAAUUUUUUCAUAUAAUAAAAAUUGCGAUAUUGUC